Molecule: messenger RNA, 966 nt
Organism: Puccinia triticina
Lineage: Eukaryota; Fungi; Basidiomycota; Pucciniomycetes; Pucciniales; Pucciniaceae
Exons: 5
Coding region: 1-966 (321 amino acids)
Source: RefSeq, a predicted model, not a curated record
AUGAAUAACAAUAACCCCGCCUACACUCACCCAUCCCCAGGUCCAGCGGCCUACGAUCCAGCCGCGGAUAUCAUCCCUGUCGAACAGAAUGACAUCAUCAGACUCAAGAUCUUUGUUCCGUUGGCCACCUUGACUGCAAUGUUUUCGAAUCUUGUGUGCGCCUUGCUCAUUGAGCCUUCAAUGGGUGACAUCAAUGAUCGGUAUUACACUCUACUCACUCCCAGUAAGAUCCUCGUCGGAUUUUACUGGAUGGUAAUCUUUGCCUGUCAAUUCGGUAUGGCUUUCAUGGUGGUUUGCACUUCCAACCAACGCUACCGAACCGAAGAAACAAAGCAGACCUUUGUCCAUGCCAUCGGAAUGACCUAUGUCGUCGCUCUGUUUGGUUUUGCUCUUUGGCCUAUCUUCUGGGCAGCAGAACUUUUUGUCGUGGCGACCGCACUUCUUCUCGUGGUCUUCCUCCUGAUGACCUAUACACUUCACUCGAUCUGGAAACAUUCGCCGCCUUCCUUCACUUCCAAACCUUUCAGUUUCAUCUUCAUCUACAUUCCCGUCCAGCUCUUUCAGACCAUCCUAUUCACUGUCGAUCUUCCUCAAUCAAUCCUCAUCUCCUUGAAAUGGUACCGAUCCCCGAUUGACCACACCUGGGAGAAGCAUUUUUCGACUCAUGCUUGGAUCACAUUUGGCGUCGUCUUGCUGAUUGGAGUUGCCAACGCGUUCGCAGUAUACCGAGCCAAGGAUUUGAUCCGCAUGCUUGCGGUCGUCUAUCUAUCGAUUGGUCUACUGAUCAACAGCAAGGGAACUCUUCAGAAAGUGGCAGAUGCGCCCCAAGUAAUUACCGCUUUGAUCGCCGGUGCCGCCGCCUGCGUCGUCUGCUUCAUUGCCAGUUUCGUUGAUUUCGGGUCUAGAAGAAAUAGGAUUAUUCUCCUGGACGAAGAUGAGCGCGAGGAGGAGCCAAUACAAAGAUGA